This is a messenger RNA of Vicugna pacos (alpaca), 1461 nucleotides long. Lineage: Eukaryota; Metazoa; Chordata; Mammalia; Artiodactyla; Camelidae. The record is from RefSeq and is a predicted model, not a curated record.
AGCACUGGGUGGGCUCCUCCGAGUGGGUGCUGGGUUUUGGCUGCAAGGAGCAUCCGAGGUGUUCUGUCUGCACCUUCCGCCCCCACUCAAUCCCUGCUCGGCUCUGCUUCUCCCAGCAUGUCCCGCUCUUUCGGGGAGAGCUACCGGGUGGGCAGCACCUCGGGGGUCCACGCCAUCUCUGUCUUCUGCUCCUGGGACUACAAAGUGACUCAGAAGUGGGCCUCCCGUCUCCAGCACGACAACAUCCGAACCCAGCUGAAGGAGCUGCUGGCCGUGUGGCAGCUGCGCCGGGGCCCUCGGAGCAUGUGCUGGCGACUGCGGCGCGUGGCCGUGCUGGGGCUCGUGUGGCUGCUGUGUCUGGGGACCACGCUGGGCUGCACCGUGGCCGUCUACAACUUCUCGGAACUCAUGAUCAAGAGCCCAGGGUCCACUGAGCGGGAGGGGGCGCUGCUGGCCCUGCCCCUGGUGGUCUGCCUCCUCAACCUGGGGGCCCCCUACCUGUACCGCGGCCUGGCCGCCCUGGAGCGCCAUGACUCCCCGGUGCUGGAGGUGUACGUAGCCAUCUGCAGGAACCUCAUCCUCAAGAUGGUCACCCUGGGGAUCCUUUGUUACCACUGGCUGGGCCGCAGGGUGGGCACCCUGCGGGACCAGUGCUGGGAGAACUUUGUGGGCCAGGAGCUGUACCGGCUCAUGGUGAUGGACUUCCUCUUCACGCUGCUGGACACACUUUUCGGGGAGCUGGUGUGGAGGCUCAUCUCCGAGCGGACACUGAAGAGGAGGGGGAAGCCUGAGUUCGACAUUGCUGGGAACGUCCUGGAGCUGAUUUACGGGCAGACACUAACCUGGCUCGGUGUCCUCUUCUCCCCGCUCCUCCCCGCCAUGCAGAUCAUCAAACUGCUGCUCCUCUUCUACGUCAAGAAGACCAGCCUGAUGGCCAACUGCCAGGCGCCCCGCAGGCCCUGGAAGGCUUCCCACAUGAGCACCGUCUUCAUCUCGCUGCUCUGCUUCCCGUCCUUCCUGGGCGCUGCCAUCUUCCUCUGCUACGCUGUCUGGCAGGUGAAGCCCUCGAGCAUCUGCGGCCCCUUCCGGACCCUGGACACCAUGUAUGAGGCGGGCAAGGUGUGGGUGCGCCACCUGGAGAGGGCGGGCCCCAGGGUCUCCUGGCUGCCCUGGAUCCACCGGUACCUGCUGGAAAAUACCUUUCCCAUCUACUUGGUGUCGGCCCUGCUGCUGGCCGUGAUCUACCUCAACAUCCAGGUGGUGAAGGGUCAGCGGAAGGUCAUCUGCCUCCUCAAAGAGCAGAUCAGCAACGAGGGGGAAGACAAAAUCUUCUUAAUCAACAAGCUUCAGUCUGUCUACGAGAGAAAGGAGAGGAGCAGCCCUCUGCCAGACCCUGGCAUGUCUCUCCCGAGCCUUUACCCGGGGAGGCCUGGACGCAGCUCCUGAGGAAGGACGGGCUGC